AUGCUUGGCGCGCACAGCUUCGCCGGCAGGCGCAAGACUAUCUACUUGGGUCUCGCUUUCGCCGCGGCUGUAGUUUGCUUCGUGAACUUGAUUUUCUUGACGCGUGGUGUUGAUCAUACCGUCAUUAGCCUUCCCGGUCUCAACCUGUUGCGUCCACACCACAAACAAAUUGAGGGCACCUAUGCGCACGAUCAACAUCCCAUCGCGGGUUUGAUGAAAGAGGCCGACCAACAAUGGCGCCAGUACGAUGAGAGCCGCUCGACAAGUUUCCGCGAAGCGGUGGUCAAAUACCGCGAUACUUACGGACGCCAUCCCCCACCCGGAUUCAAAGAAUGGUAUGAACUUGCGCGCAAGAAGCAUGUCCACAACGUCGACGACUUCCAGCAAAUCACAGGCGAUUUGCGUCCUUUCUGGGCUAUUCCUCCGCAUGAAAUCCGAAAGAUGGCUGCAAAGCUGCAAUUGAGCGAUGGAAUUGCUGGAGUGCGCCUUCGGGACCAUGAGGUGGUCUCUCACACAGAAGGCUGGCGCGUGGAAACGCUUGCGCGCUCGGUUGGACGUAUUGCCAAGUAUUUGCCCGACAUGGAUAUCGCGAUGAACACUAUGGACCAGCCCCGCGUCAUGGUUACGCACGAAGACAUCCAAAACUACUUGAAGAUUGAAGAAAGUACAAGAGGAAUGCCUUUGGAUGCUGCGGAUCGUUUUACCAAAGACAUGGAUUCUUACUGGAACAGCGAGAGUAGCAGUGCCUACGACGACAUGGAUCCCGCAUGGUUCUCCGUUGCUGGAAAGCCAUAUACCGACUUUUCCAAGGAGGCCUGUCCGCCCGAGUCUCCCGCAAAUGCCAACAUGACCGUUGAGGAGGCAGACAAAUUGUACAAAACAUCCUUGGGUGGUUUUAUCUCGAAUUUUACGGGUUCCUCGGACCUCUGCAACGUGGGACCUGUCCUCGGUGAUCAGCACGGCUUCCUUUUCUCGGCUUCCAGUAACACCAUCACGCGAAAGCUGAUCCCCGUGUUCAGCGAAUGCAAGGUCAGCGUCAACAACGACAUAUUGUUCCCCGCAAACAUGUAUUUCUUGCAGGACGAGCGCUAUGUUUACAACUCCAAGCACGACUGGGAAUGGGAAGACAAGACGGACACGAUGCUUUGGCGUGGCCGCUUUGUGAAGGCCACCAACGCCACCGAAAUGGCCUCGAAGAAUGUCACCAUCCUUUCCAAAGACCAUGGAAAGCAGUAUGAGCUGAUUCCCGACUAUAAUCCCUCCGAGUUUGCCUCCACGUACUUUGAUGUCGGCUUCACCGAGGCCUGGGGCUGUAUUCCCAACUGUUCAUUCUACGACGGUGUGUGGACUUACAAGGAGCCCAAGAAAUUCCCAGAACAAUUCAAGGCGAAAUACUUGGCCGAUAUUGAUGGCCACAGUUUCUCUGGCCGCUGGCGCGCCUUCCACCAAAGCAAGUCAUUAGGACUCAAGGCCACCAUCUUCCGCGAAUGGCACGACUCCAGACUCUUCGCCUGGCGCCACUUUGUCCCUAUGGACAAUCGGUUCACCGAUCUAUACGCCUUGAUGACCUAUUUCAUUGGAGUCCAACCCCCUGCAUCGGAAGGCGCCGUCCCAAACCAUGGGCCUUACGUCCCUAGCCAUGAUUUCGAAGCCGAGGUCAUCGCCGCCCAGAGCCGCGAAUGGGCCCAGGCUGCGCUGCGUGACGAGGACUUGGACAUUUACCUGCAUCUUCUCCUCCUUGAGUAUGGGCGUAUUAUCGAUGACAACCGCGAUCAUAUUGGGUACAGUGGUGAUGGAAGCGAGUUGGACCACUUCGACGAGAGCCACCCAUUCCCGCCGCCCCUGGAACCUCUUGUGGUGCAAGGCUGA
Molecule: messenger RNA, 1869 nt
Organism: Penicillium maclennaniae
Lineage: Eukaryota; Fungi; Ascomycota; Eurotiomycetes; Eurotiales; Aspergillaceae
Product: CAZyme family GT90
Exons: 2
Coding region: 1-1869 (622 amino acids)
Source: RefSeq, a predicted model, not a curated record